AUGGAUAUUUCAAAAACAUAUGUGACUAUUUUCUUUGUAGGAAUAUUGACAGUUUCGUUUUUAAACUAAAGCAUUUUGGCCAAUCCAGCAAUCGAGCAAGAGGGAAAUUGCAUUGGGCCAUGUGAUGCAUCCUACGGUAAUAGAAAAUGCGACGAUGAAUGUACAAGUAAACAAUAUGCAUAUGGACAAUGUGAUUAUCAAAUAAAAGGUCAAGACAACCCACAAUGUUGUUGCUACACAACACAGAAAAGGAACUCAUACUCCUUUUAG
Messenger RNA from Camelina sativa (false flax), 270 nucleotides. Its product is annotated as putative defensin-like protein 63. The record is from RefSeq and is a predicted model, not a curated record. Lineage: Eukaryota; Viridiplantae; Streptophyta; Magnoliopsida; Brassicales; Brassicaceae.